AUGUCUGCAAGCUGCUGUUCAAGAAACUGCCCCUCGGUGCCGGCCAUGUCUCUCUGCUCUACAGACGUGAGCUGCGGAGCGCCCAUCUGCUUGCCUAGUUCCUGCCAGAGUCAGACGUGGCAGCUGGUGACUUGUGAAGAGAGCUGUGACCCCUCAAGCUGUGGCCCGCAAUGUGGUCCGCCUCCCUGUCCUGUGAGCUGCGAGGCCGUGCUCUGUGAGCCAGCUUGCUCUGUGAGCAGCUGUGCCCAACCCGUGUGCUGUGAGGCUACCCUCUGUGAGCCAGCUUGCUGCCAACCUGUGUGCUGCGAGACCCCUUCCUGCCAGCCGGUCCUCUGUAUGCCCGCAACCUGCCAGGCCAUGCUCUGCAAACCCAUGUGCGAGCCCAGCUGCUGCCAGCCAGUGAUCUGUGAGCCCAGCUGCUGUCCGUCUGUCUGCGCUAUGCCGACUCCCUGCCAGCCAAUGCUGUGUGAGCCCGCUUGCUGUCAGCCCGUGUGCCCUUCGCCGAGCAUCUGCUCCUCUGUCUGCUCGGUGGCCACCAGCUGCCCAGCUGUGUGUUGUGAUCCCAGUCCUUGUGAGCCGCCUUGCUCCGAGGUCAGUGUCUGCCAGCCAGCUCCCUGCAUGGCUCUGGUCUGUGAGCCCGUCUGCCUGCCCUCUGUCUGUUGUGCUCCGAGUCCUUGUGAACCACCUUGUGGCUCCAGCCCUUGUCCAGAGCCCUCUUGCUGCAUCGCCAGCAUCUGCCAGCCCAUCUGCCCUGAGCCCAGCUCCUGCGCUGCCAGCAUCUGUGUGUCCAGUCCGUGUCCAACUACCUGCUACAUAGUCAAGCGCUAUCAACGGCCCAUGUCUUCUGAGCCUGCUCCUUGCUCACCUCCCUCCUCCAGUCAACCCCUCAGCUGCCGUCCAGGGUCUUCUGCAUCUGCCGUCUGCCAACCAGCUUGUGCAAAGAGCUUCUACAUACCCAGCUCCUGCAGACCACCCUGCACGACCUCGAUUCCCUGUCGCCCCAUCUGCCGCCCCAUCUUCUCAGGACCCAUCACCUACAGGCAGCCCUAUGUGACAUCCAUCUCCUACCGUCCCAGCUGCUACCGCCCGUGCUACUCCAUCCUGCGCCCCCCCACUCGCAUCACUUCUAUCUGUUACCGCCCCGUCUGUUCUCGCGUGACCAGUAUCGACACCUAUAAAACAGAUUGCAAGGAUUCCACUCCCACCCAACCGGAUUGUGGUGACUCCACACCCGACAAGGUUGGGGAAGUCAUUGACGUCAGCCCCUGCCAGCCUACUGAGCCCAAACCUGCCAGCCCCCCUGCCUGUGACACUGCAUCUAACCAGCCGGCUGCUCCCAAGGCUGCCCCCAAGAACACCAACAGCUGA
This is a messenger RNA of Sorex fumeus (smoky shrew), 1368 nucleotides long. Its product is annotated as keratin-associated protein 16-1. Lineage: Eukaryota; Metazoa; Chordata; Mammalia; Eulipotyphla; Soricidae. Gene Ontology annotation, cellular component: keratin filament. The coding region runs from base 1 to 1368 and encodes 455 amino acids. The transcript has a single exon. The record is from RefSeq and is a predicted model, not a curated record.